Stegodyphus dumicola is the source of this 4330-nucleotide messenger RNA. Its product is annotated as SOSS complex subunit B1. Gene Ontology annotation, molecular function: DNA binding. Lineage: Eukaryota; Metazoa; Arthropoda; Arachnida; Araneae; Eresidae. The record is from RefSeq and is a predicted model, not a curated record. Gene Ontology annotation, cellular component: SOSS complex. Gene Ontology annotation, biological process: response to ionizing radiation; double-strand break repair via homologous recombination; mitotic G2/M transition checkpoint.
GUCUUGCAGGUAGAGUGCCUGAUCAGCGCUGAAUAAAUAAUACAGUGGAAAGCGUUUGGGAAGUCGAUGUUAAAUUUUGUUCUGAAUUUCUUUGUCAUUCGAUAUUCCUGUGAGAAAUAUUAAGCAUUUUGUUGAAACGUAGCAUUACUCCUUCGGAAUAUAAUAUUCCGUAAUUUAAGAUAAAUUUUGAACUAUUAAUGAAUAAUAAAUGAUGGAGUUUACUCCUACGAAUAUACGGGAUAUCAAACCGGGCAUGAAAUCCUUAAAUGUUGUAUUUAUUGUACUUGAAAUAGGAAGGCCAAAUAUGACAAAAGAUGGUCAUGAAGUUAGAACGUGCAAAGUGGCUGAUAGAACAGCUAGUAUUAAUUUAUCUGUUUGGGAUGAACCGGGUCUUUAUGUACAACAAGGAGAUAUUUGUAGGCUUAGCAAAGGUUAUGCUUCUAUAUGGAAAGGUUGUCUUACCUUGUAUACAGGUAAAGGAGGUGAAAUACAGAAAAUAGGAGAAUUAUGUGUUACAUUUACAGAAGUACCAAAUAUGAGUGAAAGUUCAGAUCAAGUGAAUCAGCAGAAAACUCAGCCUACUGCAGAACAGAGAGGCUCUCCUACUCUACAACAGCCCUUACCUCUUGUACCAGCACCAGGUGCAGCAGCUCCACCUACUACAACAACUGCAUCUACAGGAAAUGGCAACCAUACUACAUCUGCCUUUGCUCCUAGAAAUGCAAAUAGAAAUUCUGGACAAACAAGACCACAGUUGCCUGUAAUUAAUAAUGGAGUUAAUAGCAAACCACGUCCUGGCAGACGAUAAGAAAUAGUUUUUUCUAUUCAUUAUAUUAUAUAUAAAAUGUAUUUUAUAAAUUGGAAUGAAGUUUCUGAAGAAAUUUGUGCAUUCCAGAGACCUUUUUUUUUUCUUUGUAACGGGCAUGUUUGUACAGUGAGCCACUUACUUAGUCUCUUAAAAUUCAAGGUCCCAUCUAGGAAAGAAGGAAAAAAUUGAAAUGCAUUUCUCAUCUGAUAGUCAUCAGAAGUAAAAGUUUCAUUUGUUGUAGUGUUUCAUUGUCAUUUUAUGUCAUAUGUAAAAGGAAAUUAUACGUCAUUAUAAAGAGAAUUUCCUUUGUCUUUUAGAUAGUGAAAUUUUAAGUGUUUUAUUAAAGUACUUAGGGUAUUGUAUUAAAAAGCCACCUUCAUAAUUGAGAACAUGACAAAUAAAGAUGAAUAGAAUUUACCUUCAAUGAAUGAGCUUUCUUUUUAAGAUGUUUCUAUAUAAUAAUUUUAUUCCAAAUGUGUAAACGUAAACAAUGACUGCAGUAAAUUAUGUGUAUCAUUGCAUGAUAGUUGUCACUGUGAUGUUUUUCUGUUUUAUUUUUAGGGUAAAAAUGAAACUGCAGUUAUUAAGAGUAUAGGACUAUUUUAUACUGAAAGAAGUUUCAUAUCAAAGAUUGUAAAUUUGAUUAGCUCUAAAGUAUGAUGUUAUUCUUAAGCAAGCAGUUAUGUAGUAAGAAAACUUUCAUAUCUUCUAAAAGUUUAAUCAGUUUUGAUUAUAAUUCCAUUAAUUUCUUAGCAAGCAAGUGCAAACAAGAGAGAUACUGUUUUGAGAAUCCUCCUUUAGUGCAUGAUUUUCUUGAUAGAUUUUGAUUUUAGUGUAGUAGAUGAACAUGGGCUUUGAUAUGCACAAUAUAUUUGUAAUACAUAAGCAAGAAAAAUUAAAGGAAGCAUUAUAAAAAUUCAUGUUACUUUAAUGAUUUUGCAGCUGAGCACCUGGUACUUGCACAGGAUCUUUAUUUUGUCAUGUCUGACAUAUCUUUAAAGCACAGAAUCACCUAUUUCUGCCAAAAUAAAGUUAAAUAAAUAAAUAAGAAUAUGAUAAAAAAUGGAAUAGGCUAAAGUUGGUGGUGUAGUUUUGUUGUGAUACAUAGCAAAUAUUUAUAAGAUAUGUAGUCACCCCAAAUGGGUAUGCAAGCUUUAAAGAGGUUUUUACGUGUAUAUUUUAGAUUAUUCUGGAAUUCCUGCAGUAACAAAUUGUAUUCUCAUGGAAUAGUGCCUUGAAGCUCCUGAGAAUGCUAGGUGGAAGCUGCAGAGAUGCAAGUCAGCGUCCUAGUAUGUUCCUCUUACAUUCUACUAUAUUUAAAUUCAGAGAAUAUAUGGGCCACUUUGUAUGCUGGGUUUUUUUCAUCCUCAGGAUAAUUGGUCAUUAGCGCAGUGCAAUGAGGAUGAGCAUUAUUGUCCAUUAGAAGGAAGUUACUACUGAUUUCACCCCUGAAUUAUUUGGCAUAAAGAUCAAGAACCUUACCUCUGUAUAUCUGAGCACUCAUAGUUGCACUGUUUAAUAUGUGUAUAUCAAUAUUACCAUUUAAAAUGAUGCCCAUCCAUACUAUUGUUAAUUAACUUUGCAUUGAUGCCUUUCAUGGAUAUUUUCAAGCUUAUUGCACUUGUUUAGCUCCCUUUAGAUCAGCAACCUUUUUCAUGUCAUGGCACACCUCACGAACCUAAGUAAUAAGACACAUAUUUUAAAAAAAAAUUAUCAACAUGAUCAAUUUCUUCUUUUUCGUACUAGGGAUUCUAUUCAUAAGAACUUUCAAAUAUUUUUGACUAUAAUGCAUAACAUUCCAGCUAGAUAUUCAUUUCAAAUAAAUCUUAUGAAGUCAUGAACAUGGAAUAAAUAAUGAAAUGAAAAUACCUGAUCCAUUGUAUUCUCAGUGACUGAUGGUUGAUGUAGUUUUUAUAUCACAUUUGUGAAUUAAAUUGUCAGAUUUGAUCAAAUGAAACUUCUAUUUAAUUCUAAAAAAACACUUAUUUAUACAAUUAUGAUGUGAAAAUACACAAGCAAAAUUAAUUAUACGGAAAAGAAUCACUGACUGUAUAUAAAUAUACUACAGAUUAUAAUAAUUUGAUGAUUGCUAGUAAUGCAUGAGAAAGGUUCAAUCUAUAAAUUUAUGACAUAAAAAUUACAUUUCAUGGUGUUCCUGGUAUAGAAAAAAUGGCAUUUAAUAUAUGGUAGCAAAUAUGCUACCAUGGUCAUUAGAGGAUUAAAGGGAAAGUUUUUAUUUACUUCUUCCUUAAGCAAUUAUCCUGUUAUUUGCAUAACUGUCUGUAAUUUGGCAUGAAGAACUGUAAAUGAAUGUCAUCUUGGUGAACUUUAUAAACAUUCCGGAGUUAUAUAUGAAUUAUACAUAAACAAGGAAUAAAUUUUAACAACUUCACUAUUUAAAAGCUAGAUCAAUUACUUUUUUGAUUCUAAAAUUUUUCAAUAUUUAUUUUUAUAUAUAACACUUAUAUAAUUUUAAAUUAAAAUUAAAACUAACAGGCAGAAAAAAAAAAUGUUAGAAAAAUAAACAAUACAUUAUUAAUUGACCAAAUUAAAGGUAUCACAAAUUAUAAAUGGAGCUAAAAAUGGAAUAUAAUAAUAUUUGUAAGAUUGUAUAAAUUAAUAAACAGCAGUAGAAAGGUCUAAAAAGUGGAAAAGCUGCAUUAGCAUCUUAAUUUUUAACUUCAUCGUUGUUUACUUUAUAUUUUAACAGCAUUAUGCACAGGAAAUGUUUUAUAAGUCCUAUUACCUAUAUUUUCUCCAAUUUAAGUUUCUGUAUAUUUUGUAAGAAAAGAAAUAUGUAAAUAAAAAUUCUAACUUUAAUGAUCAUGAAUUCUUUGACUGUCCAUUUUAAUUUGAUUAUUUCUCCUUUCCAUCCUAUUAGGUGCUUCUAAAUUUCUAUAAGUUGUGUCAUUUCAAAGUUAAUCCAUGUCAUAUGAUUCUUGCAUAAUGCUUCAGUCAAUAAUGAUGUCAGUUAGGAAACCAAAACUUAAAAAUUAACUAUUAGGGAUAAAGCUUAACUGAAUCAAAUUUUCAUCUUAGGCACAUAUUCUCUUUCAGGUUAUAUAUGAAUUUCAGGUUAUAUAUUCUCUGAUGUCAACAUAUUUCAAUCUCAAUUUUUCAUGAAUUCUAUUCCUAAUGCAGGGUUCAUAUAGUCCUUAGGUUUUUUUAAAUCAAUUUUUAGUCUUUAAUUUCGGCUAACAGCAGAAAGUCCUUAACUUUAAUCAUCUGAAAUUUCUUUCUGUUUUUACGACUGCUAUUUUGAGUGUGAAUUAGCAUUUUGAAGGAAUAUUUUUGGUGAUUCACUGACAAAUAUAAUUAUCUUCUGAAUGGGUUCAUAGGUUAUAAUUUGUUCCUAUUUCUAAUAUAAAUAGUGAGAUACUCGAGUUUCAUAGGAAAGAAAUUCAACUUAAGCAUUUCGAAAUUAUUUCAUUUUUUUCUAUUGAAGAACUCUUAAAUAACUUUUUGCUUUUGGUGAUGUGAAUUCUUUCAUUAAAUGGUUCUAAAUUUGGCGAUUUUAAGACU